Messenger RNA from Malurus melanocephalus (red-backed fairy wren), 1669 nucleotides. RefSeq names its product proteasome assembly chaperone 1 (gene PSMG1). Gene Ontology annotation, molecular function: proteasome binding. The transcript is spliced from 7 exons. Lineage: Eukaryota; Metazoa; Chordata; Aves; Passeriformes; Maluridae. Gene Ontology annotation, biological process: proteasome core complex assembly. The record is from RefSeq and is a predicted model, not a curated record. Bases 22 to 867 code for a protein of 281 amino acids. Gene Ontology annotation, cellular component: endoplasmic reticulum.
CUGCGCAGGCGCGGGGCGGCCAUGGCGACUUUCUUCGGGGAGGUGGUGGUGGCUCCGUCCCGGGCCGGCCUGGAUGAGGAGGAGGAGGCGCGGGAGGAGACGCCCGAGGACCGCGAGAUCCGCAGGGAGAUUGAGAAGAAAAGGGAGGUCGAUGUGCUGUGGACCUGGAGGUCGGGCGGCGGUGGCGAGGAGCCCCUGGUGUGCUCCAAGUUCAUCGUGGCUAUAGGAAGGAACGCUUCAGCUUUCCUGUCGUCUUUCAUUCUGGAUUCUGUGUGCUGGGAAGUGGUUGGAGUUGUGAAGCUGUGGAAUGAGUGGUGCCGGACAUCCAGCACCACAAAUGUCCUCCCCACCGACUCUUUCUGUUUGUUCUACAGAUUGAUAUCAGAUCCCACAGUUUUAUUGUGUCAGUGUAGUUGCUACGUUGCUGAGGAUCAACAGUUCCAGUGGCUUGAGAAGGUUUUUGGCUCCAUGCAAAAGGAAGGCUUGCAAGUAACCAUCCUCUCCACGUGUCCUGUAGCUGAUUAUAAAACUCAGGAAUCCACUCUAACACUUGCAUCUCCAUUCCUGAAAGCUUUGAAGACCAAAGAAUUCCAGGAGCAGGUCUGCUGCCCACUGCUGGAGCAGCCCAACAUUGUGAGGGAUCUUCCUGCUGCUGUUCUGAGUUACUGCCAGGUGUGGCAGAUCCCUGCAGUGCUGUACCAGUGUUACACUGAUGUCAUCAAGCUGGACACGGUUACCAUCGAAGCCUUCAAGCCUCUGCUCUCUUCUAAAGUCCUGAAGAGUUUAGUCAARGAUGCGUCUGAAAGCACAAAGAUUUUGAAGAAGUUCCUGACAACCAGUGAAAGUCACAAUAAUAUCUACAUCUGACAAGGACAUUUAUGCUGCACUUUUGUAAACUCCAGCUUCUUCUGUAGAGGACUUCUGGGAAUUUUUUUCCCCCCUUAAAAGUAGAAUAAAUUCCAGUAGUUUUUUACUUUUCCAGUCAUUUUUGUUGCUUUUAACUUCAUCACUACAAAUACCCUUCUUCAUGGCUUGGGAGAUUUUCUUCUGGAGUGAUUUUAGAAACAAUAUCUUGGAUAUUAAAAGCAAAUAUUUUUCUCCUCCUGACGGGACUGUCUUACCUAAAAGUAUUCCUUUUCUGUGUAAAAGAGGAAAUGAAGUUAAGGAAUUCUGUCUGCAUCUAACAAGAACUCUCCUAUUUUACUUCAGUUUGAGACCUAAAGGAUUUUCUAAUAUUUGGUGCUCUUUAAAGAUUUGUCUGUGAUGGAGAAAAUACAUUCUCUGUCCUUUUACAUACAUAAAUAYGGAGAAUUUUGUUUGUGUUUAUYUAUGGCUCCACAUACUUCUUUUAAYGUAUGUGUUGAUGCAAAAUACAAUAAUUUAAGUAUGGUAAAUGCCUUUAAACGGGUUGCUAAUGAAAAAUGAAAAGACUGGUGAAAGGGGCUGGCAGGAUCACUAGCUGCUUCAGCUGGAUUUGCCAGGUCAAAUGGUUCUAAUCCACAUUUAAAACACCAAAAUUUGGGCAAUGRUAGGAAUAAUAAAAGAUGUCUUAGGCAGAGCAUGUGAGUUUUAGWGGAAAGUAAAAGUUUUCAAAGUGUCUCAAAAAAUUCUCUGGAAGUUGGUAACAAUUUCAGCAGUUUAUUAAAGCAUUAACUAGGAUUGAGGUGCA